AUGACAUCUAUAACAGGUAAAUAUUUAAAAUAAAACUUUUGAAUUACAUAUUAUUUUUCAGGACCUCUUCCAGAAAAUUUGUAAUUAUGAUAUUUUAUAUUGUAAAUUUUGGAUUUCCAUUAAAAAAAAAAUUUAUCCAUGAGUAAUCGGUGCUAAAGUAAAUUACGGUUACCUGUAUAUCGUACGCAUAUUUAGUAUAAAAUAUAUAUACGCAUGUAUAAAGGUAUCUAUAAUAUACAUUAUAGCGCCAUAGUGGCGAUUGAAAGUAUUUUAGAAUUGAAAAAAUAUGCGGAGAUAAGUAGGGUAUAUAAUAUACAUAAUAUAUAUAUAGUAUCAGUUUCUGAGUGUCCGAUUUCAUAAUACCUAUACCUAUACAAAAUAAGUGUUAUAACCACACGUGGUUAAUAAAAUUGAAUCGCCUAUAAUGCUUAUACCCUAAUCGAAUAUUAUUUGAGGUGAUUUUCAUAAGUAUCUAGUAGGUACAUUGUUAUAAAAAUGUAUAAACUUAAAUUUUGACACGAGGUAUAAAUGAAAAAAAAAAAAUUUGUUAUAUUAUAUAAUGUUGAUUUACUAUUAAUAAUAAUAAUAAUAAAUAUAAUAAAUACUUGUGAUAUAAAAUAUUAUGCCACAAGUUCGUGCGUACAUAAAAAAUAUAGAGAUUGUGUAUAGAGAUUUUUUUUUUUUGUGGGGGGGUGGCUGACGGUUUUUUUUGGAAAUACCAUUACACAAAACCCACCCUAUCAGUUUAUUUAAAACGACCAUUUUCUAAACAUUUUGGGAUGGAGUGUGGGUACAGCCCCUUAAGUUACCCCCUAAAAACUCCCCUGUUAUGAUAUAUGGAUAAACAGUUGUAAGUAUAGUAUAUAAGAGAAAGUGCCUAAAACGAAACAUCCUGUAUAUUAUUAUUCUAUGAUCUGAAAUCAUAUUAUUAGAACUUGUUUUUAACGAAUGUACGGUAAACCAUGUAAUACUGCAUUUUGAGUUUAAGUUUUUUUUUUGUUCUUAUUAAAAACAAAGUAUACAAUUUUUAACUUUUUUUAUUGAUUAGGUAUGCCUGUUUGUUAGAGGUCAUUGACUUCCGUUAUUGCGGUAUUUUCUUUACUGAGGUAUAUAUUUUAUCGUACAUUUAUACUUACAUUUUUAUCGGUUUUAUUUGUGUGUAUAUCACGUAAGUAUUGAUUUUUUUUAAAAUAUUAUAUGCAUAAUAGUUAUUUAUCUACGUGUAAAUUUUAGCGUCAGUCGCAUUAUUAUUUACGAAAUUAGUUACAUUAGUCCUAUAAUACUACAUACCAUAACUAAUAAGGGUAUUAAGAGCCUACAAAAUAUGUUUACGUAUAUUAAUAUUACCUAAAUAGAAAUAGGUUUUUUGACAACAGGUAUAGUUUGAUUUCCCUCAAACGUACCCAUGGAGUUUAAUGGAUAAUUAUUAGGUACUUACUAGACUAUAAUACAUAACUGCAUCGUUUAAAUUUUAAGUUCAAAAUUUUUUAUUUUAUUUUUAUGAUUUCUUAUUAAUAAUUAUCUAGGAUUUUUCUUUGUCCGUGCUAUCUAUUAAUAAAUCAUUAUAUUAGCUAUUAGGUAUAAUACCUAUAUCUGCGAUAUUUGUAUUAUUUCUUAUACGGCUCACGUACACUUGGUCUGGGCAUUCUCUUUAUCUUUGUUCCUGUGUAACCAGGUGAUUGUACGAUUACACGUAGCUAUUUGUGUAUUUUUUUUUAUAUUUUUCAAUUUUUCAUUUUUUAUUUGACCUGCCGGUUUUAGUAUAAGACGUAUCUAUAUAUCUUUGGCGCUAAGGAAGAAGAGCUUAAGUCAAUAUUUUGCAUAGUUUUUAAUACAAGCAAAUUACAUUUUGAAAAAAAUAUACUUAUGUAAGCAGGAAAUUCAAUUCACAAUUUAGAAAUAUUAGUAUUAAGUUAAUAGGUACUAUUUACUACUUUAUUUCAUAAAGUUCUUAAUUUAUUAUAAAUAGUUUACUUUGUACAAUAUUUUAUAAUCUUAACUUUAUUUUAUUAUUUACUAGCUGUCCCACCCGAAGUUGUCCGUGUCAAAUAAUGUACGAGUAAUUUCGGAGAUUACAUUAAAAUGGCACUUUGUUUUUUAUCUAUUAUAUUCCUUUUCUAAUCUUGCUUUCCGUUCCUCCUAAUGCCUUUUUCUUUUAUACUUCCAGAUAUAGAUCGACUAAUCGAUUUACAUAUGAACUGUCGACAAUGCAGUAUUCAAAAAAGAAGAUAAGUAUGCUUUAUGUAAUAUGUCUUAUGCAUGUUUAUAGAUAUGUCUUAUAAUAUCGUACGUUUUACUUAUGUCUUAUAUCACCCAUGAACUAAAGUAUACACAAUAAUGAUUUUUUCGUCGGCAAUACAAAUUAAACACUUUCUUUGCAAUCACGACCAAAAAGCUAUCCUAAGAUAAUGAAGACGGUUGCAGCCGCUGCUAUAGGUAGAUAGUUGCAAAUGCGGGAUACAUAAAGUUAUUUAAUCUAUAGCUGUAAGCAACGAUAAAUAAUUGCUAAUGAAAAACGAUUUGGAGCGAAGUUCGGUUGUACAUGUUUUGAAAGGCCGCCAUAUUUACGAUUUUCGUCAAAAUUUGAUUUUUAAACUCUUAUAGAAACAAAAAACAAAUACUACAUUACAUUCAAUUUUUGUUUUGAUCAAAGACAUUUUCAACUACAUUACAACCAAAAACCAAUACCUUGCUCAACUAUUAAGUUUCAUCAACUAUUCAUUUUAAUUAUUCGGUUUUUCCCAAUUAUUAGGAAAUUUACUUUGGAUAUUAAAAAACGACAUAAUCUGCCAGCUUAAAAACAUUAAACGGAACAAAAUCGAUUAUUUUUGGAUUAGAGCUAUAUUUCUAAUAAAUUAUAUCGUGUAGGCACAACCAAAUAAAAACUAAAACAAUUUUCAAAUUUCAAAUUAUUCAUAUUAUAUCACCAAAAUGUUGUAUGUAUGUAUUAUUAUGUAUCUAUAUGUGUUUAUUCCAGUAAAGCUUUUAAAUAUUCGAAUAGUUUUGUGUGUGUGUGUAGUAUCAUUAGAACCGAUACAUUUUUUGAGUGACAGAAAGGCUAGGUGACGUUUUAAACAAGUUAAUGAGGUAGAUAGCCGAAAAUAAUCAAAAGCAUAUAUAUUUACGACUUUAAUACUAAGUCGGAUCUUCUUAAGUCGGUAAAAAUUGGGAUCUCAGUGUUUGACACUUCCCCUCCCCCCAAUGGUUGUACCACUGUGAGAUGUAUAGUAGGGAUGAGAUAGUGGAACCACUAGUCUAUUUAGAAAAAUAUUAUGAAUACACUAUAAAAUAAAUAUUCUAUUAUUAUUUAAAAUUGUGUGGAAACUUUGUCAGUAGUAAAUUAAUUCAAAAUAUGAAAUAUCUCAUUAAUAAAUGUUAUUAUUUAGAUAAGACUAUAAUAUUAGUCUAAUAAAAUAAAAAUAAAAAUACACUACAAAUAAUACCUACCGCAAUACACAUACACGCGUUUUUGUGAUGUUUGUAAAAGCUUAUUAACAUUUUUUCUUGACUCUUAUAGUUAAGAAUGAAUAGUUAGGUAAAUUUCAAGGUUUAUUUUCUUUGUUCGAUUUUUACUCGGUUCAUUAUUAUCUCUACCUACUUUUAAUGGCUAUUUUUAACAUUUACAUUUUUGUCUGCAGACUGCAGAGAAACAUUUUCAAGAAUUAUUGCGACUCUUUAUCUAUAGAUAUAUUAUACUAUUAUAUUAUAUUAUAUUAUUACAGUAGCGUGCACAUAGUUCUUCGCAAACAUUGUGUAAUGCAUGUGCCAAGCAAGUCACAUGUAUGAGUUUUGGAUAAAGCGCAUUUAUACAAUCACCAGCUUUUUUCAUAUAAGGUGCAGUAUCUAAGAUAAAUAGCAAAACAUCGUUAUGUUUUACACCAUUUUCCCACAAAAUAUGCAAAGCAUUAUCGAAUAGCUGGAAUAUUAUACUAUGGUUAACUUUAUCCAAGUAUUCUAUGUGAAUAACGAACAUAUUACUUGGAUUUUGUAGUUGUAAUGUGCCCACUAUUAUAUUUGUAACAUUAAGGCGUGCCGAGUCCGAAGUUUCGUCAAUAGAUACCCAUAUUUUCUGAUCAAUUAUUGUAUCACAAAUUUUUGCCAAUGCAUUUUCAUUGCAUGAAUUGAAAUAUCCUUUAUGUAAUAUCUAUUCGUUUAAUACAUUUAACAAUCAAGCUGAUAACGAAAACAAUAAAAAUCCAAUAUAACCAUGUAGUCCGUAUUCCAGGUUUUCACAUUUCUUAUUAAUUAAAUUCAAUUUUUUUUUUAUUACUGUAGCAUAAUAAACAUAUACAAUUUCUAUAGUAGGAAUAAUUGAAAAAAGCAAUAACAAGUAAAAAAAAAAAGAGCAAAACUAAAUUGGUUUAUUUGGAAUCAGAAUGACGUGAAACGAAUUUAUGUAUACAAAUUAGAUUUAUAUUUCAUUUAUAAAAAAACAAGUAUUUGCUUUAAAAUCCGAGCCCUUGUUAUCAAUAUUACAUGUUAUACAAACAUCUUGUCAACGAUACCAUAGCUAUUAAACCAGAAUUAUGUUUUAUCCGUCAGUGUAGAAGCUACACAAACUUUUUUAUAUACUUUUAUCUAACUGUCCUUAUAAGAUAAAUAAUAUUGAAUAUUUAUAAUACAUUAUCGAGUUGAUUGCGUUUCAGGGGUUAUCUUAAAUUGUCUAUCUUCUAGAUUGAAAUAUUAUUGAGGUUAUCAUUUUAUUAUGUUUAGAUGUUAUUAUAAUUGGAAUAAUAAAAAAAAAAAAUCACUUUUUUACAUAAGUUCCGUAAUUCGAUUGUUUUUCAUCAUAAAAUUGUAUAGGUAGGUUAGGUUAUUUAUUUACUUAAUUAGGUUAUUAUGUUAAGUAUAUAUAUAUAUAUAUAUAUAACAUAUGUAUAAUAAUAAAAGAUUAUAGCAACGUUUAUAAUGUUGCAAAACUUAUGCGUAAAACAAGAUUAGUUGGUAAAUCAAAGGAGAUGCGUACAAUGAAAAAUAUUCCAGUAAUAAUAAGUUUCUCUAUGAUAGCUUUUAAAUAGUAAAUUGGCCCUGAGUUCUUGGACAAAAUUGCCAUAAGUACAUAUUAGAAAGUACCUACGUAUUACAAAAUAUUAAAAUAAUAUUUUAUAAUAAUAUAUACAUUGUACAUAGGUACACCGUGAUUUAUUGUACUAUACAAGUUACAUAUGUUUUUAUAUUGACUAUACAAUUUUAUAGUUCGUGAUAAGAUAGGUAGGUACCUACUAUGUGAAUGGUACGUCUUCAGUCAGUCCCUUUCGAAAAAUGUAAAUAAUUAAUUUAGAGUAACCAAAUGAAAAAUUUUUGCUUAAAAAAUAUUUUACUUAAACUCUCGAGAAUUUUAUAGUUUAGAUUCUGAGUGGAGCGAAAAAGCUUAUGGUUUUACAAAGAUGUUUAUUCAUUUAUUUAUUUUUUUUUAUCUAUGCGUAACUUUUCUACCAAAAAUCUUGUUCCGAUUUUUAAGUGUAGCACUUUUUCUAAAAGGGAAUCUGACUAGAAAAGUACUUUAAAGAAGUCAUUUUUCGAUUUUCCCAAGAGUUUUCUGAGCAAACGUGAAAAACAGGUAUACAUUAAACCACCUAUACAAUGGCUGCGCCCAUCCCCAUUAUCGUAGGAUAGCUUUUUGUACGUUUUUUGCUAUACGUGGUAUUCAAUAUAACGUAAGAUACUGUAAUUAUCCCGGAAAGUAUAACGGUUUCAAGCAGCUUUGAAAUGUUGCAUUAUCAUUAAUUUUUUAUAUUAAAUUAGUAAAUUUACUAGUAUAGUAUUGCCCUUGACAGCUAAAUAUAUCAAUAUAAAUCCAAUUCAUGUAUAGGUUCUGUGACAACUUUAUUGAAUCGGUUAUUUGUAUUUUUUAUUCGUCAAACCAAGGGAAAUCAGAAAAACUAAUUCGUGUUCAAAGUUCAAAAUUCGAGUAUGAGUUUGAAUUUGGAAUUCGUACUUAUGUAUAAAAAUGUAUUGAAUAUCCAAAUUUCAAAUGUCCAUAUGUGUGUUUGCCUGCUUAUGAUCAAAUUUAUAUAUGUCUGCGUGCCAUGAUGGGAUGAACUAUUUCCUUAUUUUAAAUUUGUACUUCUUAUGUUUUCUACCAUAAAUAUUGCUCUAAUAGAUAAACAACAAAAAACUUUUUUGUUGGAUUUUUUAAUCUAAUUUAUGAGUAAUUUAUUUUUUUAUUUGAUUUUUCUGGUAGUUGUAAUGAUAACUAAAAAACCGAUAAAUACCUAGAAAUUAUGGGAAAAACAUAUACAUAUAUCGAACAUCGGCCUUUUUGUUUUAAUUGUGCAUUUUUACAACCACUAUUACUACGGUGUCUUUCAGAAAAAAUCAAUAAUUUUAACCAUUUAGACAUUCCUAAGUCUAUGUUCCUUCAUAUAUUUUGGUUAAAGAUAGUUAAAUUCUUAAGGAAAAUGCUGAUUUAAAAAGAUUUAAGCAAAUGCCAUGAAUUGAUAUACCCAUAUCAUGCAUAUAGCUGCAUAAAUUCUAGAUUUACAGGAUCAACGUACAGCCAACAUUUAUGUACUUUUCUAAUAUCAAUAAUUUUUCUAAUAUUUCUAAAAUUAAAUGAAACAUUUUUGGAAAAAAUUCAUUAGAAAUAUAUGAUAAUUAAUUUUAUAAAAUCUAUUUUACUGUUAGUUUCAUGGUUAUUAUUGUACUGUUACGUACAUGCAUUUAUAUUUCAGUUAAAGUUUAUAUAUAUGCAAACUUCAGGUGUUUUAUUUUUGUAGAGUACACUGACUUCUAUUAUAGCAUCUAUUGUAUAAUAUUACAAUUAAUAGAUUAUUUAUCGAAAUCAUUACAUUUCAAAAAUAUUAUAGUUCCAUAGAUAAUAGCAUGCUACACCGUUACACAUUACACUUAUUAUACGAGCGAAAAAGGAAAAUAACAGUAUAUUCCAAAACAUAAUAAUGAUAAGAAGAAGUUUGUAGACUGACGUAUUAUAUUUACGUGACAACAAGUGUUUUUUUGUUUUUCAUUGAACUCAUAAUUUGAACUGUUAUCGAAAUAUAGGUAUCUAUUUCGACUAGAUACUAAAUCUGAUAUUAUUAUACUUGUAUAAUAGUCAAACAUAGGUAUCUACUAAAACCGACAACAAUUUAAAUGUUGAUUAAAUAUGAAUACAUUAUAUUAUAUGAUAGUAUUAAUAUCUCCUAUUAAAAAAAAUCCAUUAAAUUAUCAGCGGUUGACAUUUCAAUUCAUAUAUAGGUACCCACCAUUACUUUUAUGUAACACCUAUGAAGGUGUAUUAUAUUAUUCGACGUUUAUGAUUAGAUACAGUAAAAAUGUGAAAUAUCUCGGAAAUAUCUAUUCCGGAUAGACAAAUUAUAUACAAUAAUACAUACUAUAAAUUAUAAUGUGAAAAAAAUAUUUAAAAUGUAUGCGAAAAUGCUUAAAUUUCAGUUUAUUUUGAAUUUUUACAAAAAAUAAUAAUAAUAAGAAAUACAAAAUUAGAUUUGAAAUAAUAAAGGUUGUCGAGUCAUUUUUUAGUGAAUCUCUACUGCGUGCCUACACCCUCUUCCCUGAAAAAGUUACAUGAAUAUUGAGGAGAUAGACCAAUCCUUUAUCUUAACUUUUGGACUUUUCAUAGUUACUUGUUUCCCAACAGUGAGAGUAAAAUAAAAUAUUUUGUAAUAAAAUCUACUAAUAUUCAACCAUUUAGAAUUUGUUUUCUAGUGGACAAACAUGCAGGAAGUAAAAUCGUAUUGAACCCCCUCAUAAAUUUAGCAGCACAUCCAUAACAGACACUUAUCAAAUACAACCAAACAUUUUUUAGAUAACUCGAUAUCCAGUAAAUUUACCAAUAGAAUUUACUGUUUCCAUUUGGACUCAGAAAAUCUCCUUAAAAAAUAAUGUGACAGUGUUUCCCGAUUAAUUUAUUAUGGUCGUAUCGAACAUUUGUAUUAUGUUAUAUUUAAAAAAAUGUAUAUUAUUUUGUAGAUACAUAAUAUAGAUUAGCUACACUAUAGCUAAGUUUCUUGUAUUUUUAAUUUUUUAAAUUCUGAGUGAAGCGAAGAAGCUUAUGAUUUUACAAAGAUGUUAAUUUUUUUAUUUUUUUUCUGUGGACAACUUUAUACCAGAGACUCCAAUUUUUAAGUGUAGCACCUUUUCUGAAAGAAAAUCGGUUUGGGGAGGUAUUUUUCCAAUUUUCCGAAGAAAUUUUCUCAACAAAUGCGAAAAAUAUAAGAAAAACAGGAAAAACGUGAGAAUGGUACAAUAUUAAACAAAUAUUAUUUAUGAAAAUAUAUAAUACCUAUUUAAUUAUUUUACCAUAAUAUGACAUGUAUAUUGUUGACAAAGCAACACUGUUAACUAAAUGCCGUUCAGAAUCGUUUUUCGUUAGAAAUGGUUUUUCAUUGUUUACAGAUGUUGUUGUACAUUAAAUUCCCUUCUGUAUUCUACUUUCCCAACUUCGCACCUAUAGGAAUGACUGCACCCACCCCGAUUAUUCUAGGACAGCUUUUUGUUUUAGAUUUUGAGCAUAAAGGGAAUUUAUUAAUUUUAAUAUGUGUACCUUUCUUUUUGUUUAUGCCUGUGAGCACAUUUUCUACCAUAUAUUUUGCUCCAAUAAAAAAAUGACGAGAGAUCUUUUUUUUUAGAGUUCCAGAUUUAUUUGGAACUUUUAGGAAGUAAUUUUUUGUUUUUUUAAAGAUAUUUUUAUUCAAGGGUUUAUUAUUUACGAUUUUGUUUUUUUGCUGUCAAUAGGAUAAAAAAAUUGUGGAAAUAGGAAAUGUUCACUGAAUAUUUACAUUAGACAUUUCUAGAAAUUUUAAAAUUCUUAAAAUAAUCCUCAAAUGCCUUGAGUUAUUUAUACUUUUUAUAGGCAUUUGGCAUUUAUGAGGUUUUUUGUUUUUUAUUUAGUAGAGUAUUAUAAUAUAAAUAAAAUUGUUUGAACAAAUAGAAAUUCUUGAAAAUUUAACACGAGGUCUAUAAUAAGUUUUACUAAAAAAAGAAAAUUAAGUGUGAUGUAAUAGUUUUUUUUACAACGUUUUAAGAUUAAAUUUUUACGAAAUCCAUAAUAAUUACGGUAUUUCAAAAAAUGCAUAACUGAACCUAGCUCAAAAUCACAUUUCAUUAACAAAGAUUUAUCGUUGCUUACAGAUAUAAUUCAAGUUAUUUUAAUAGUAUCCUAGAUUUCCAACAUCUCGCCUACAAGUUAUAGGUAUUGUAAGCUACAACAGUGGCACACCCAUCAUUACCAGAAGUACCAUUAGUUUUUUUUUACGAAGUUUAAUGUACUUCGGUGCCAUGAAAUUAACAUUAUUACUUUAAAAAAUCAGAUAAUGUUUAUUGUGUUUAAUAUAAUAUCAAGUAAGAAUAGGUAUAUAUAAGUAACAUUAGGUAAUUAUUACUAGUAUUAGAAAACCUGUAAAUUUGAGGGAGUCGUUGUGCAACAAUCGAAGUAACACAAUAUUUUAAUUUUGAUAGGUUUUAUUCGAUUAAAAGAUCAAUCAUAAACCAAAGAUAAGAUAUGAAUAAUUAAUAAUCGUAGUGGUUUAAUACAAAAAUGAAAAAAAAUCUGAGAGCGUGUACCUAUUGUGUAUCCAGUAUAUAUGCAUAUGAAACGUUUAUUAUAUUAACGACAUUGAUAUAUACUAUAUUUAUAACUACGUAUUUUAAAAUAUUAUUUUUUAAAUUUUCAAUGUUUUAUUUUUUGUUUCUAUAGUAAAUUCAUUAAUGGAUUUUUCUUUUAAAGAAAGAUGGAUAUGUGUUAUGUUUCGUGAUAGAAUUUAUUUUUGUCUCUAAAAUAAGUUCAAUUUCAACAAAUUUUAAUGAAAGACAAAAUAAAGCGGAAUAACCAACAUUAAGUGUAAAACGUAGCUUUAUACGAUUGAGCUUUUAAUAUUAUAAUUGAUUUAUCAAAAAUACUAUUACUACAAAUCGUUACGCUUAGAAGAAAAAUAAAAUCUAAAAUCAAAGAAACCGUUACUGCGGUAAUCUUUGUAUUUUUCUUAAAUGUUACCCAAAUAUUAAAAACCGCAAAUAAAAUUUUAAAAAAUUACCUAAAUUUCACCAAUUAAAUCCAAAAUGUUACGAAAAAGCUCUCGUGUUGCUUUUCGACUGGUGCAAUAUUUCGAGUAGAAAAGUUUUUUACAGAAACGCACAAUUGAAAAAAAAGCACACAUCAUCGUAGUAAAAUCAAUACAUUCCUGGCUACUCUUAGAAUCAAAAAUGUUAUAUUGUACGCUCGUCAAACAGAAAAGCGCUUGCUGAUUUCAGUUUAACAUAUUGGUACAUAGGUACUCGUAUAUAAUACACGUAUAUAUAUAUGUGUGUGUGCGUAUAAAUAUAUAUAUAAUGUACGCAUAAACGUAUAUACAUAUAUAGGUAAUAGACGGGGUAGGGGAAAGGUAUAUACAAGUCGGCUAUAGAGAGCAUUUAGAUAUAUAAUAGUGACAAAUUAGCGGCGGCCUUCCGUGGAUACCGAUCAUUUUCAUCGCAGUACGGUCGUACCUACAGCAGUGCAGUGCAGUGCAACAUCAGCAACAGGUCGAACGUCAAUCGACCUAUAACAGUAAUGUUUCUAUUAUACGAAACUAAACCGAUAUUCAAUUAUUACAAUAUAAUUUCAUAUUUAUAACAGUAUCACGUGUAGUAUAUUUCAUUAUUCAUUAAUAUCGUAUACGCGUGUUUUUUUUUUUUUUUUGGAUAAUAUACUUACCUAAUAUAAUAUUAUUGACAGACAAAACAAAUAAACAAAACAUUAUAGUGUGUCAGCCGCCACCGCCACCACGAUCGAUUCUGUAUAGUAGAAACGCCGUCGACGCGAUAUACUUUUCGAUUAAUAUAUUAUCGUUGACAAGUCGUCUCAGUCGUUUUUCGCCUACAUUUCAUUUGUAUUUGUACUAUUAUUAUAUCUACGGUGACGCACUUUAUUUUUUUGUUAUUAUACUGCCACAUUGCCAAAAUAGUUAUACAUCGUCGAAAACCCGAAAAAAUUCGGCUCAUAAUGUUACGGGACUAUCCUUUCACUGUCGUGUUAUCUUGUUUCCAGUCGAAAACGAAGCAUCCGUAGCGUUCAUCGACUACAACAGUCCAGAGGUAAGAAAUUUGUUUACAACUACCGCAUUGAGCUUUUUUUUUUCUAUUUUCUAUUUUGAGCGGAGCUAUUGGACAUUGUUAUACACAUCUAUACUUUUAAUAUUUUCUUUGGUUACCUAAUUGACUCCAAUAAAACUUACAUGACCGUAUAUCAGUAUAUAUUUAACGAUGCAGAUUUUCCCUGCCUAGUGAUCGGAACUUAAAUUUUAAUUUUUUUUUCUUGAUUCUUAACACAUUUUAACCCCUUCACUCUUCUGAUUGGACUACUUUCUUAUUAGGGGAGAAGGUUGGAAUAAUUAUUGUUUAUACAAACAUAUAAACAAAUGCAUGCUUUAAUUAAUUACCUAUACUACCAGUUAUACACGAACUAAGCAUCGUUUUUCGAUUGUUUUUUUUUACAUUUUCUCUCUUUCUCUCUCUCUCCCUCUAUUUUUUUCCUUAUCCUCUUUGAAUCCGUACAGUGGUACGCUCGUGUGUAAACACGUACGUUUCAUUAUUGCGCAGUGGUUUAAUACGUAUUAUAUCUCAUUAUAUUUAAUACGUAUCAUGUCUGUCUGAUAUGUAUCAGAAACAUCCGAUUGUAGUGAUCUAAAAAUCAUUGGAUUUUAAUAGAUCAUUAUUUCAUAAUAACGCCGCGUGUCAGGGGUGUUUGCGAAGAGAUCGAGAUCGAAACACCUGACAAUGAUGUCAUCCAUUUCUAUUUGCUUAUAGUGUCAAUACAAUAAAACAAAUAUUAUUAUAGAAUAAGUGUAACAUAAAUUUAAAAUACGUAGAUAUCUACACAAUUUAGUCAUAAUAUUAAAAUUGAGAUUUAAUUGUUUUUUUCGUUAUAGGAAUUAUAAUUCGAGACUUACCUACCUAUAAUAUGAUUAUUAUAACAAUUUGUUUUUGUUUUUGAAGUUAUAAAUUUUAUUUUAUUCGUUUAAAUUAUACGUUAGCCUAAGUGCGUUUAAAAUAUUCAACAAUUUAAAUGAGACUUUUUAAUAUUUUAUACUUAGUUAUACCUAUACGGUACAGGUAGGUACUGAUAUUUACAACAUUGCUGCAGUUCAAAGUACGUAUAAAGGUAUAUUUUAAUGUACAUACAAAAUUAUUUUUAUUUUUAUAAACCGUUCAGAAAUAUUUACUUUGAAUAUAUAUGAGUAUAUGUAGAAGUUAGUUAAAGCCUUUUCUAGUUAAGCUUAGAUUAUUUUUUGUAUAUUAAAAAUACAAAUAAAUUAUUUUAACCUUGUACUAAGCAUAGCCGGUAAUAGGGUUUAAAGAUCGAAACCUUUUUAUUAUUAUACAUAAGACCUCCUCAAUCAAUUGAGAGUUCGUUGAGGUACAAGGAUCUAUGAGGCUUUUAAUAAAAUAAGAAGAGUGUGUAAGUGUGUAACAUAUUUAUUUAAAGUUGUAUACUAUUAGACAUUUUUUAAUGAAUGUAAUAUUAUUGUAACGCUUUUAAUCGUAUGAUUCUAAAAUUAUCUUCGUUUUUGUUACUAUUAGUGUUAGAUACAGUGCCAGGUUAAGAGAGGGACAAAGGAGGGAGUUACCCCCGGAGGCAAAUUUUAGUGGCGGUAAUUUUUUGAAGGCGUAAAUAAAAGUAUUGGCCGUUUUAUUAUGUAUUAUAAUUUUUAAGAAGAAUUAUAAAUUAUUGAAAAAGAUGUGUAAUAAACUAAUAAAAUUGAAUAACAAUAAUACAGCCUGCUGCAGAAUUAUCACGUCAGUGAGCGUAUUCUUAGGAAUACUAUAAUAAUAUUAUAGUACAUUCGGACCGACAAAUUUAUACUUUCGUUCGUAUUAUUUUCGAGUACAAAUUAUACACAAUAUAUUUACAGCUGUACAUGUAUACAUUGAUACAUUAUAUUUGUUGUAUUACCUGUAUUAUAAUCUAUAAUCAUCUGAUUUAUCUUCUGUUAAGUCUGGUUGAUUGAGCGUUUUUAUAAAUAAUACAUAGUAUAUUAUAAUAUGAUAAGUGGAAAACGAAUAAAAUUAAAUGGUGCUGAAUUUUGCAGACGAGCAGAGGAAAAAGUUAAAAUUAACAAAUUAUUUUUCAGAUAUCAAAAAUUUAGAGUUUCUUUUAAAGGUAAAACUAGUGUAAAAUAAUACUACAUUUAUAUUUUAUACCUUAUAUAAAAUUAAUUUGAAUGUAACUACUCUUUCAAAAAGCAAGACUUUGUUGGUUAUAGUUUUUGUGCGAUAAUAUGAUGCAUUUAUGUUUUUUUUCGUUUACUAUUAGUCCCAUGGAUCUGCUUCUCUCUAUUAGUAAUUCUGCUAAAGUCUUAAUUUCCUCUUCUGACUUGCCAAUUAACUAUAUCGUCCACGUAUGUUAUUGAGUAAUUCUUUUUAUUUUGUAAUCUAAUCCUUACGUCAAUGUCAAAUAGUCAUCUAAACACUAAUUCUAAUGCAAUGAAAAAAGACAUAGGAGACAGUAUCUUACUGUCUUAAUCCCAUUUUAACCUCGAAUUCUUUAAAUACAUGGUCAUUGAACUUAAUUUUGCAUUUUGAGUUCUGAAAACAUGAUCUUAUCAGUCUAAUUCACUUGAUAGGGUUUCCUAAGUCUUUCAUUAUCACCCAUAGCUCCUCAUUACUAAGAAAUCAUACGCUUUUUUGUAAUCGAUGAAUAACAUGAAGAGAUCCUGAUUAUAUUCAUAACUCUUUUCCAUUAUCUGUUUAAUAAUGUGGAUCUGGUCCAUUAUUGACCUUCCCGAUUUGAAUCCUGUUUGAUACUUCCCAAAUAUUUUCUCACUAUAUGGCUUUAGUCUGGUUGAAAUAUACAUAGGUAUAUACAAUUACGUUGGAUAUAUCCGUGACAAAUUUAAAAUGUUUGAGUGGCGAAAAUUUUGGUGGACCAUCAAAUCACCCACCUUACUCAAUAACUAAAAAAAAAUCCUACUCUUUAAAUUUGUUUUAACAGCAUAGUUGUAAAUGAUGUGUAAUUUGAAGCAUAUCCUCUUUUCGAAUCUAUCCAUAAAUAGCCUCCCAAAAAAUUGUUAAAUAUUCAUAAUUUUAUUUAUUAUAGUUGAUAUUACUUAUCAACAACUAAUAAUUUUAUAAUUUGUUUUGUUAUUGUGUUAAAUACAAGUAUAAAUUAGACACCCAAAAUCUUCCAAAAUCUUAGUGGAAAUCUCACUGCGAGUAUUUAAAGAUACUUGCAAUGUUGGUUAAUCGUUUUUUUUUUCAAUUCUUAGAUUAAUUUAGUGACUCUAUGGAUCUUUACUGUCUCCAACCCACCAAUCAGUAACGGAUUUACGGGGGUUUUGGUUAAGUUAAGUUAGGUUUGAACUUCCCCAGACACCGAUAUAAUUUCAAUAAAAUACCGUCCAAAAAUGGGCUUCUAUUAAUAGAGAUACCUUUUAAAUACAUAUGAAUUUUCAGGACACCUCCCAGAAAAAUGUUGAAAAUCUGCUACUGCCACCACUGUUGCUCUAAGUUCUGUGCAAGUUAUUAUUAUUAAAGUAGCCAUGAAAGAUUUGACAAAUGAUAAUGAAAAACAGAUAGAGUAUAGAUGUUUAGUAAAUCUUUAACAAAUAAAAUAAUUUAGCCUAAUUUUAUAGAAGAUUUUUAAUACAAAAUCCUAACUAAAGUUUAGCCAUGAUGAUUGUAUUUUUGAAAAUUGUCGUUGACGUAUAAAUAAAUAAUACCUAGUUAUGAAUUGGCGAUUUUUAGAGUUUUUACUGUAUAUAUGUAAUUUAAUGAGAUUUUAUACAAUUUUCUGAGAGCUUGAUGUAAUGCUUAAAUUGAAACCGGGUUCUUGAUGAUUUUACGCACAACAGUGUAUUAUUUUGAUAGUCGUGAUCACUAUAGGUACGUGAUCGUGAUCGAAAAGGUUUCUCCAACUGUAUGCCACAUUUUCUCGAUAAGGUAUUGGAAUGAGUUUUUUUUAUUGUUUUACUAUCGUUUAUAAUUAAUUAUACGACUAAAACAUAUCCAUAUUCUGUUUAUAAUGCGUAUUUUUUAGACAGUGCAAUUUACCAUUCUGGUAGAACAAAUGCAAUAGACGAAACUGUUUAUAGUGCAGUGACCGAAAUCCCAACAAUAGUAUACGAUGCUUAUGAUAAAAAUCAAAACAUCAUGUAGUUGUUUAUAUAUUCUUACGAAAUGAGACAAAAAAAUUGUUUUUUCUCUCCCAUUGUUUUCACUUUACACUGUAUAUGUAGGUGUCAAAAGUUUUUGAGCACGAUUGUUAUCUAAAAAUUGGUUCGUAUGCAGGUGUCUACCUAUUAGCAUUAGAUCAACUAUAUUGUAUUUGUUGAUGAUAAAUAUCUAUUUAUAGACAAUCAAAUAUUCCUUCUUAUUUAAUUUUAAUAAUUGGGUACCACGUCUAAUAGGUAUACUUAAUUAACCGUAAAGAUUGUUUUUAGACAACAUAGUAUUGUUUUUUUAUUUUUACUUCAACGCUCAAUUUCGUUUACACUUCACAUAAAAAUGAUAAUUAACUCAUUCUUAGUAUAACAUAAUUCAUUUAAAUAAUACGCGGUUUCCAAAAACCUAUUAAACUAAUUUACACGCAAUUUUGUACUAUAUUUCGUAUACCAAUGCGAUUGAAAAUUAUAAUUUGAAAAGUUUGAUUAGUUAAUGAAUUAUAUUAACUCAUUUAAAAUAGUUAAUUGAAAAUUAACACAGCGUUGGUAUUUUUAUAACAAUGAACUUAUUAAAAAUAUUAAAUUUUUAGUUGGUUAUAAAGCAAAAAAAAAAAACGUAAUAAUUAUUGCAAUUAUGUUAUUUAAUAUUAUAGGUUACUUAAUCAUGUAUAAUAGCAAUAAAAUUAAAAUCAUUAUAAUGACAUUAUGAAUAACUUACCUAUGAUUCAUUUUUUUAUAUUUUAUAUUAUUUUCAUCGAAAUGUUAUUAAACCGCUCUUUGUUAUAUUAUAUUUUUCGGGUGUACUCGUAAGUACACAAUUAUUAUUCACUCGAUUUAAACAGUAAUAGGCAUUACGAUUAGUUUUUUUUUUUAUCACCGAAGUAAUAAUUAUUGAGUUAAUAGUAAUUGGAAAUGCGUAUUUAUUAUCCAUGUUAUAGAAGUAUAAGAAAAUCUAAAAUAGUAUUACUGAAAACAAGAAUGUGUGCGUGAAUUAUUAUCAUCGUAUCGUUUUUCGUACCUAGUUUUUACUUAUUACUUAUUACAUUACCCACCUAUAUAUUUCACGUAUUGCGCAGCAACAAUUUUUUUUAUUAUUAUUAAACGGAUAACAAAUUGUUAUCUUCUCUCACAUUGUAGAAAAUCUUACAGCGGCACCACCGCUGGUAAAGAGGAUAGGUAUACUAGGUGAUGCCUUUAAGUGGGUAAACUGAUUAUCUCGGAAAGUAUUAACUUUUUCUGGAAUUUGUUUUCUAGAACAUUUAAAAAAACAAGCUGCUCCACAAUUUUAUAUUUGUGUUAUUUUUUGUCAUUCUUAUUUUUGGUGGUAAAACCACUAUCUACUUUUGAUUUUUAAAAGGCAGCCCAUAUUAAAAAGUCCAUAAAUAGAUUGAAUAUUAGUUAAAAUAAAUUUUAGUGUUGACAUUUUUGACUUCUGUCGAUCUGUCGACGAGGUAUUCCACUUUUAAGUGAAGGUUGGAGGAGAGUAGUGGAGUAUCAUUUGUGUGGUGGUACGGCGCGGGGUAUGUUAAUAAUGCACUACUACUCCCCUCCAACCAAAACUUAAAAGUGGAAUAUCUCAUCAACGGCUCGACAGAAAUCAAAAAUCAACACUAAAAUUUAUUUUAACUAAUAUUCAAUCUAUUUAUGGACUUUUAAUAUAGGUUGCCAUUUGAAAAUCAAAAGUAGGUAGCUGUUUUAUCCCCAAAAUUAAGGGUGACAAAAAUAAUACAAAUAUAAAAUUGUGGAGUACUUUUUUUCCCAAAUGUUCUAGAAAACAAAUUCCGGAAAAAGGUAAUACUUUCCGAUAAAAUGAGUGUACCCACUUAAAUGAAUCACUUGGUACUUAUACAGAAACAGAAUACCUAUUAAAUCUCUUGUAGUUUCCAUAAAAAAUCGUUUUAAAAGGUUUGCCGAUUAUUCGAAAUGGAUUAUAUUUUUCAAAAUUUCGGACGAAUGUGAACUGUGAGUUUUAACAGUCUUCGUGAAUAUAACGAUGUUUAUACUCGGAAACUGCCAAAAGUCACACACACACACACACACAUACGAAUCGUAUAAAAAUGCAUACACCAUUAAAUUACGAACUUAGUAAAUUUUGUCUAGUUGAUGUAUUGGAGAAGUAAUCUUUUAAAUUGUCUUGAAGUUCUCUUAGAGAACUAUUUGGAAAACUAAAAGGGAGAUGGAGACAAUAACGGAAAUAACGGUAUAUCUACUUUUAUUUUUAUCUUUUAAUAUUUAUCUUAUCUUUCUUUUAAUAUCUUUUGGUAUUUUUUUGUAAUGCAGUUAAAAAUAACAGUGGAACCUUGAAACAGAACACUAAUAUUAGCCCUUUCUAAAUUUGUUAAAAUUUCCCAUUUAUUUUACCGAUUUUUGAACUAUUUAGGUCUUUGAAAUUAUCGAGUUUUUUUAAAAAAAAUAUUAUUUCGUUUUAUGUGCAUAUAAAUAUUUUGACACAUUAAAAAUGAUCGAAAAUUGAAUAAGAGGUUCAAAAUAAGUCAUAUAAGUCGAAAAAAAAAAUUGAACGUUAUAUAGUAAUUUAUUUUAAAAUAGUUUUAAAUUCAAAUUUUGACAAAAAUCGUAAAUAUCAAAUUUUUUUUUUACGCAAAUAAAUGUUAAAUUGUUAAACAGUAUGACUUUGUAAUGACGUAAAACAAUAAGUUAUAUUUGAUUCAUGAUUCCGAAUUAUAUUUAUACGUGUGCAUUUUAUCUCGUUCGAAUGAUAAUGUAUCAUUAUAUUUUGUUUCCUGUAAAAUAAUUGAACAUCGUUUUAGAUAUUUUUGAAUUAUAUAAUUAUAUUGAUUUGUGAAAGUCAAAUUUGAGUUAAAGGAAACUAAUUGAAACAUUUACUGGUUUAGAUAAUAAAUAUUAAUGUUGAACAUUUGUUGUAUUUUAUUCGACGCGUAAAAAUAACAUAAUAAACCGUUCAUUUAGCAUAAUGUAAAUCGUUUUAUGUACCUCAGAUUUGUGUCACCUAUAUAAUAUAUUAUUAUGAAAUCUGAACGGAAAUAACGAUUAGACGAAUCUGAAAAGAAGCAAGUGGGUCAUAACAAACAUUUCAAUAAUUGACCCCGUUUUAUUUUUAUUUAUAAAGAAUUUAAAUUAUUUAGACGUUGGUAUGAUUGGUUAUGAUGCAUUUUGUUGAAUAAUAUUAUUUAUACGUACCGUUCAUGGGUGCAACUAUAGGCUAUCAACUUUGAGGAUUCUAAAAUUAUAGACACAUCAUAGAUCCAUGGGUAUAAUGUCACCAUAAUCCCCUUUACAUAUAGAACUUAUAAUAAGCAACUACACAUUUCAUUUACAAUUUUUAUAUAAAAAUAUAUCAUAACUUUUUUAACUUUAUUUUUGUGCAAAAAUACAUUAUCUGUAGGUAAUCUGUAUUUUUUCUUCUUAUUAUUUAUAAAAUACAUGAGUAAUUUAUUAUUUAGUCGAUACUAUAUAAAAACAGAUUAUUGAGAGUGCUAAAGAUUGUCUCCCCCCCCUAGUUGGGCUGAUGAUACCAUUAGUAAUAAUAAUAUAGUCGGAACGAAAAUGAAGUAAUAAACAGUUAUUACAUUCGUUAUCAAAAUCUAUAAUUUAUUUUGAGUCAUCCGAUAUCAAAACUAUUACGUCCAUCGUGUAAAUCAUGGAAUUUAUAUUUAAACUUGUAAAAUGUUCAAUAAAAUAAAUAACCAUGAGUCGCGUAUUCUCGUUUUUGAAUAGUACCUAUUAUAAUCUCAAGGCUGGAUAAGUUAAUAAUGAAUACCUCAUAUUAACUCGGUACCUAAAGUUAAAAGUUAAUUUGAAAAUUGAAUUAGCUUACUAACUUUGUGGAGUUAAUUUUAUUAUAAAACAGUUAUUGUCCGUGUAAAUGAUUAAACCAAGAAUCUGUGAUUUUUUUGAAAAUAAUGACUAUCAUCAAUGUUAAGAAUCACAGACGGUAAAUAUUCUGGGAAUAUUAAAUGGCACAUAUUAUUUUAAAAUCAGAAUUCAACACACCUUUGAGUAAAAAAGGAUAAAAACAGCGAUGAGCAACAGAGUUCCUUUACAGCUACCGUCUAAUUUUCCCCACUUAUUUUGUGUAGAAGAAAUAUUCUUUGCAAAACAAAAAACAACCGAAUACUAUAACAAUACAAUACUAUCUGUAUUAAAAUUAUAAUUAGUAUUUCUAAAAAAAUUGUUGAAAUUUGAUCAUAAAAAUGGUAGGUGUUAGAAUAAUAAAACUUCUAAAGAUUUAUAUGAUAUAAUGCAGUGAAAUAGUCUCAGUCUAGCAUUUACGAAGAUAAUUUUAAAAGAAAAAAAAUUAUUUGAGGAUGGAAAAUUGAGUAGACAAAUCAAAGUUAAAAGUUAAAAUUGACUAUACUUUUAAAUUUUGUUUUGUUAGAUUUGAAAGGUUAAAAUGCCUAAAUCUGAUUAUUAUUAUUAUUAUUAAAUUUUAUCAACGAGAAUAAUUUGUCAAUAUCGCGUGUUAGAUAAUCUAGAAAAAAAAACUACUGGGGACGGGUGCUGCCACUUUUUUAGGUAGGAAGCUGGGAAGGUAGGAUAUAUGAAGUUAUUUAAUUUAUAUCUGUUCGCAAAGAUUAAUUAAAAAAUGAAUGCAUUAAACUCAAUUUUUGGUAGAGAACAUAAGUUACAAAAAUUAAAAACAUUAAAAUUGGUAACUUCAGCGUGUCGUAAAUAUUUAUCGUUUUAUCAAAAAUUUUCUUUCAGGUUUUUUUCAAUUAUUUUGAAUAUCUCUUGGAAAAUCAAAAAAUGACCUCCUUAAUGCAUUAACUGAAGAAAAUAUUUUUCCAGAAAAAGUAUUACACUCUUCACAUUGAAUUAAAAUUUCUUUAUGGAAAGUUCUUUACACAGAGAAAAAAAAUUAAACAUCAUAGUAAAACCAAUAGAUUCAUCGCUACGUUUCGAAUCUAAAAUAAUACUGUACAUUUUUUUUCCGGUUGUUUUUUCGUAGGUUAUGCUUUUCAAUGAUACUUUUGUUACUAAACGACCGAUUUUUAUUUUGAGGGCACCACAAACAGAUAGCGUGACGAUAAAAUAAUAAUUCUAAUGGUAAACCUACCAACUGUAAUAUUAUUAAUUAAUCGUGUUUCGCGACUGUCGGAAUAAUACUUUUAUUUUCUUCUUAUCUUUAAUAAUAAUGUUUAUAGGUAAGUUUUUACUUAUCUACAUUUAUAAUUUAUCCGAGUAAUUGAGGAACUUUUUGAAGUAGACAGUACGUAUACCUAUACUCAAAUAACAUACUCAGUACCUUGCUAAGAGGGGAGGGGCAAAUUAGGUAUUUAACUUUUUUAGGCAAUAAUUAAAAGUAUAUCUAUUAUGUAUUUUAGUCAAAAUCGAGGUCGCUAGACAAUAUCAAUGUAUACGAAUAUAAAUAUAUAGUUAUCUAUAGAGAUAACAAUAAUAUUUUCUUAAUUUCCAUUGAUAGCAUCGUAAUAUUUUUCUUGUUAGUUAUCAUAAUAUUAAUAACUAUUAUUUUUACAUAUAAAUAUUAUAUAUAUAUAUAUAUAUAUAUAUAUUUGAACGUUGAAACAAUUGCAUCUGUAUAUUAUAACGAUGAAUCAUAACAUAAUUUAGACGUUACAAUAUGUUGACCUUUUAGUUUCGUACAAUCAAUAUUUUGUAAAGUGUAAUUAUAUUAAUGAUUAUUGCAAUUUGAGGUUUUAAAAUUAAUAUGAUAUGUAUAACGCAUAUAUGCAUAGACUAAUAAUGAAUAAAAUAUCAAUGGAAAUUUUGUUUGCAAAAAAAAUUAUCAUAGUUAUACAUAUGUUUAAAAGUAAAAAUCGUAAUACUUAUUUUUUCUCAAUUUGUAAUGGUAUAAUAAUUUUUCAUCUAAAUCAAUAAUAAUAUUAUUAAUACCUAAUACGAUCUAUAUUGUUAUGUCGGUAUACGUGGUUUUAAUGACGUAACUUAAAUAUUACACUAAACAUACACAAGUGUUAUUAAACCGUUUUAAUAUUAACCGCAAUAAUCAAAUAAUUAAUAUUCGAAAAAACAAAUGAAUACUAACUGAACAUUUUGUUUUAUCUAUAUUGUGUAUACAUUUAUCGUACCCGUAUAUAAUAUUGUACACGGUGCCUGCGCGCUACUACAUAUCAUCUAUAAAUACUCUAAUAUCUAUUUUUAAUCUAUUUCAAUUUUUAUAAUAAUAAAUAAUUAUUGUAUUUAUAAAUGAGAUUUUCGACGUUAAUAAUAAUGUAGUACGUAUUAUGUGCGAUAAAAUUAAUUAAAUUAAUUAAAUUGGGGACUGUAUUGUAAUAUUUAAUAGUAUACUAUUAUCUAAGAACUAUUUCAUUUCGUGUACGUUACUGACAUUAAAAAAUAUUAUCACCGAAGUAUAGAAUAAAAGGUUUAGUUUAAAAUAACGUAUGGCGUUUUUGUUUGUUGGUACUUGAAAUUGUUUAAACGACUUGCACAAUUACCGUUAUAAUGCGUUAUACUUAAUCAGGUUCUUUGUGGGUUCUAGCCAUAGUCGAUUUUCGAUAUAUAUGUAUAUUUUUUUAAGAAACACGGUACGGCACGCCGACCGCUGUGCCAAAAAAAUGGAAAAAUUAAUGUUAACGAUCGAAACCUCUCAGCGACAGCGGCAGCAGCAGCAUCAGCGGCCACUAUUCGCUGCCGGUGUCGAGCGGCUGUUGUCACAGACCGUACAAUUAAUUGAAUAAAGGGACUACGGUAGCAAGGUCGUUUGGCGUAUGGUAAAAAAAAACUCAUUCGCAAUGACAUCCUUUACAGCAAAAUCUCCGCAAAUUGACUCGAAACCGUUCAUUUCGUAUUUAUAUAUACCUAUUAUUAUUAUUAUUAUUAUUAUUAUUAUCAUGUUCGUUCUCGUCAAAGAAUAUUAUUUUGCCCUUUUAAAAACGACACUAUAAUAUGCGAUACCUACCGUUGUAAUUUCGUAUAUUACGCUGCAAUAUAUUAUUCACACACGCGUUUAUAUAGAUUUAAAAUAUUAUAAUCAUUACAUUUCGAGACACGGUGCGAUGUCGUAAUUAUAGGUAAUGUCAAACCGAACAUCAUACUCAUGUCUAAUGAAAACCGAGUGAAAGUCUCCAGAGAUUAAAUUAAUGUUAAGCGGAUGCCAUACACCCGCAUGCGCUGUCCUCGUCGUACAACCACGCAAGAUAGCAAUUUUCCGUUUGGCAGGGACAACUCUAUGCUGUUAGUUUCAAUAUCAGAGUGAAUUGACCUAUUAUCAAACUUAAAUAUAAGAACAUUAUCUUUGUCGUUUUGUCAUUUUUCUUUCGUAAUUUUAAUUUUUCAAGCAAGAUACGAGUGUGUGAAAUAUCACAAUUUAAAAUUGCUUAUAACUCGUUUAAAAAUUUAAAAAAAAAAAAUGACGACACGACACAGAUAACGUCCUUACAUUUAUGUUUGAUAAUAGGUCAAUUCACUCUGAUAUUGAAAUUAAUAGCACAGAGUUGUCUCGGCUAAGUUAAAAUUUGGUAUGUCACGCAGUUGUAUGCCGAAGACAGCACAUGUAAGUAUCUUGGCGUCCUCUUAAGUAAAUUAUUUUCGUAUUAUCCAACUGUAGUUUUGAUCAAUUAAUCAACGAUCAUAAAGUAUUUCUAUAAAAAUCAAUUUCAUUGGUUGUUGUAAUGUUAUUUUUAUUAAGACUUAGGUUUACAAUAAGACUUAAACUAAUAAGAUUUAUAAAAUAAAUAUAUAAUCUAUAUAUAGAAUAUAAAUAGUGAAAAAUACUAGGUUUAUUCGCAUGGAAUAAAAAACAUACUACAAAAAUAACAAAAAUUUAAAAUAUAGUCUUCUAGACUAUAAAAUGUAUUUAUUAUUAUUAUUAUAAAACAUUAUAAUAUAUUGCACACCGUAUUUAUUAACUUUAUAUUGAUUAAGUGCCUACCAUAAUUUUUUUUAUAAAGUAUUUCUAUAAAACUUUAAUAACUCUACAUCAAUUUCGUCGGUAUUACACAUUACACAUCGUAGAAUCUCGUACAUUUUUUAUAAAAUUUGACUUUUUGUAUUUAUAUACCCAAGAGUACUGGUCCACCCCCUAGAGCAAAAAAAAAAAUCAAAUCAGAUUAAUGUUCCUGGAGAAUAAAAUGUGCUACAGUAUUAAGUCUCAAAACAGUGUAAUUAUUUAAAUACGAGUACAGGUAGAUAUAAAUUUAAAUUUAAAUAGUUAUGCGUUUAAAAUAAACCGGAGAGACUAUGUAUCAGAGAGGUAUUUAUAUGGGGAGGGGAAAGUGGUUAUUGAUCACAGUUGUCAUAUUUUAAGAGGACGUUUUUACCCAAUUUUAAGAUACUGUAAAAUAGUAGUUUUUUUAAAAUAUUGACCCCAUCUUACAUUUACACUCCCACAGAAAAAUCUAAAGUACCUAUAGUGUGUUUUAGAGUCACAAAGUUUUUAGUACAAAAUAUCUAAUUAUUAGACGAUUAUAAUUUGCAUACAUAUUAUUUAAAUAUUCAACCCCUCCAAAAAACGCCCAGGCACGUAACUGUUAUAAACUAUAGACCUAAUACAGAAAAAGUUGAAAAUCCACCACUGACGGCUGACAAUAUACAUUUUUAUUUCAAAAAUAAUUUUCGAAGAUUUAAUUGUUAGGGUUGGGAUUUUAAUGUAUAUACACCCAUAUUGUUUUUCAAAGUUUGCUGUAAUAUUGCCGUUUUGUUAAAAAUUCGUUCCAUGUGUUUUUGAAUGAAAAUAAGGUAUUUUAUUUUGCAUUUUUUGAUUUUAAAAUUAUUUUUUUGAAUUUUAUAUGCAUAUUUAUUUUCAAUUUCCACGGCAAAUAAAACUAUGUUUUUUUUUAGGGCAUUUCAAGGGGUUUAUUCCCAAACAUGACAUUCCUAGUUGUACUUACUAUAGUGAACACCACUCGAUAUUUUAUUUUUAUCGAUAUCAUUAUUGAUAAUGUAAUAAUUAUAUAGGUACGAUGUAUUCUUAGUCAUCAAAAAAAAAAAAUAAAACAAUUAUAAUAAUGGUUUCUAAUAUAAAUACAAUAUAAAUACAUAUCAAUUAAUAAUUAUAAUUCGAUGGGGAUAGGUUUGAAAAUUAUAAACACUAUAAUGUUCCAGUCUAUUAAAUUCGCCAGACGUCAAGUGCUUGUUAACAAUAAUUAUUAUAACAUUCACUUUUCGUCAGUAAUGUCUUAUUUGUAUUACGAAUAUUAUAUCAACUGUACAACAGUCAUUAAUAUUAUAUUGGAAAAUGUUUAGUGUAAGCACAGUUAUAUUAAUUAUAAUGUAUACUAAAUACCUAGGUAGUGAAGAUAAUAAAAUAUUGUGUUUUUUUAAACAAAUAAUAUUAAUUCAUAAUAAUUGCUUUUAAACAAAUAAUACAAUUUUAAUUAUAAAUCUCUAUGAAAUACAGUAAUAUUAUAAUCAUAAUUGUUAGCGCGCGUGAACAGAAUAUUAGCAAAUACUUGUAAAACUCGAUUAGGGUCAAGGCCGAAAUAUAUAAUUGUGAUCACUCAUGACGAAAAAUAAAUUGCGGAUUAUCGAAGAUUCGGAUGGGAAUUAAUAAUAUUUUUACUAGUAUUUUUGCAGUUUUAUACUGGCUAAUUUUCCAAAGAGGUAAAUAGAUUAGAUCAGUGGAGCGCAGCCAAGGGGUCACCAAUAUUUUUACUUCUAAUAAAAGUUAUAUAUACAAUGUAGGUAUACAUAUUAUUAUAUAUAAUGUAAUAUUUCUUUUAAUGUCGGUAUCCGUAUCCAUGAACGUGACUUGGACAAUCUGUAUGGGAGGGAAGUCAAAGUUUAUUUCAUGUUAUUAAACUUAAAGGCUUUAGAAUAUGUUUAGAAAUUAUAUGGUUAAUAAUUAUACUAAUAAUGGUGUUACAAAUUAGGCACGAGUCAAUUAUUAAAUUUAAAUGUAACAUUUAUGUUAAUUGUAUUCUCCUUCCUUUUGGACAUUGUAAUUCCAUAAAAGUAGCAUUUUUUAAUAUUGAAAUAGUUGAGUAGUUAGCAUUUUGUUUCUUCUGAAAAUGUAACGAUAAGCUAUAAGUUAAUUCAAAAAUUAACUUCAUUAAUUUUAAACAAAUAAAAAUACAAAUAAAAAAACUAAAAUUUUUGAAUAUUCACUAAGGUUGAAACAAGGUAAGUUGAAACAAUAAGAUUAAAUUAUAAUUGUUUAUUACAGACCUAAUAGUUUCGAUUUGACAAUUCCACCUAGUGUCACUAAGUGAUUUUAAGUACUGGUGGAUAACUUUGAUUCUUUUUGUUUAUUUUCAAAUACCAAAUAUCUUUUGAAGGAGCUCCUAUGAAUACAUAAAUCUUAUUUAGAGGACCAAAUAUAUUGCGAAUUGGUACUAAUUUCCCCCUGACAUCAAUUACACACAAAUUUAAUAUAUGAGUAUAGUAAUGAACAUAUAGAGCUAGUUUAUUUCCAUAUUUAACCCUUGUAGUAACCCCUGAAUAUGAACCACGUAUUGAGGCGGCACCGUCGUAGCAUUGACCUCUAAUAUUUUCAAUUUGUAGGCCUAAUGUUAGCAAAGUAUUUUUAAGUAAAUUCGAAAGAGAUUCUUCUUUCAUUUUAGCUGUUCUAAAAACAGAUUGCGACAUUUGAAUUACGACCGUAUUAUUAAUAAUAUAAAAGCGACACUCGGUCAGGUAGGAGUUAAGGAAAAGUGUCCACUUGGUUAGUUAAUAAAUGAUAAUAUUAUAAUCUAAUUAUCGUUUUUGAUUUUCGUCGGAUCACGACGCACUCAUUUGCUGAGAAACCGGCGUAUUUAGAGGAUUUUAAGUGAUAGUCGAAUUUUUAGUACAUUUAGAUACCUCUAUAACCACUCAAAUCAUAAUGGUGUCCAUGGGAGAGGAUACUUACACUUACGGGUAAGUUGUAUAGAAACUGAUGUUUUAGAUUUUGAACCUGAGCUAACAAACUAUAGAUUACCGGGAUUUUUUUCUUUCGGUAUAUUAUUUGUCUGUUUUUUUUCGUCAAUGUCAACCGCAAUAUUUUUUCUUGCACAGAUGAUUGAGUAAAUCUUAUGGAAACUUUUAGAAAUAGAAAUGUUUGGGGUUCGUGGCAAGUCGGCGAGAGAAAUAUGGGGGAAAAAUUGCUAAAAAUUAUUAAGUAUUUGUGGAAUUUUAAUCCAGACCUGUACGUAUUUUCCUGUCUAUAACCUAUCUAUAACCUACAUACCUAUAACCACUGACGCCACUAUAUCGGAUAUGGAAGAUGAUUGAAUCUUUUGAUAUGUAAACACUUUCACCAAUAUAUAUAUAUAUAUAUAUAAUUAUUAUUUUGUUAUUGAAACUUCUUUUUUGAGGGCAGACUUAUAUGAUUCGAGUUUUGAUAUCGAGCGUCACUGGAAUGACAUCGAUAAUAAAAAUAUUAUAAUUAUUCCAUUGUCACCGACUAACCAACUAUACUGCAGACAGUCUUAUAAAUUGUUAAUUUUUAUAUCAAAAUUUAGCUCACGUCAGCGGCGGUGACGGCGGCAGACGGUUUACGUCCUUGUCGGCGAACCGCAUCUGCCUCGGUUGAGGUUACGGGAUCAACACCUUGUUGGGUAGGUAUAGGUACUAAAUAAUAUUAUAUUAUUGUAUACUUCCAAAAAAGAGCGACAUAAUAUACGUGAUACGAACUUGCAAUACAAUUUGUAUUGUGUGUUGUUAAAAUCGAUAAUAUUCAUACCGUUUGACGUUUGCCGAACGAAUAAUUAAGAGAUGAUGUACAAAAAUAAUUAUCGUAUUAAGUAUUAGUGUGCAGAUUUGCUUGUAUGUUAUGCAUUUUUUUUUUUCUACAAGGUCGAUAUUAUUAAUACGAUUGAAAAGAACCGGAAGACAGUAGUACAUAAUACGGUUAAUUUGUAUUUUACCAGCGUAUUAUAAUAGGUAAUAUUAUAAUAUGAUUAUGUACGUGAGCAUAGAAGAAAAAAAGGAAUUUAAAUUAUUUAUUAUACAAGUAGAUUAUUCUAAUAUAUUUGAUUUAAAUACAACACCAAUGAAAAUCCGAAGAUUUGUAAUAUUUUACUUUUAUUAUUAUAACAUGCUAUUUACAGUUGUGACGUAUUAUAUACAUCCGAUAUUUACUUAGAUUUAGAAGAAAAUGUCACUUAAAAAAAUAAAAUGAGUUAUAUGAGUUAAAGAGAUGAUUUAAAAUCGUACAACGAUGUUUAAAAUUUAAUUUGUAGUAUGAUUUGUUUCGAAAUUUAAACGUCCCUAGGUAUAUCGUAAUUAAUGAUUGUCAGAUCGUUAAUACGAUGAAAGUUAUAGGCCAAGUAUAUUAAAUUAUUAUUAUAUAGUCAAUACUCAAUAUGCACGGUCCAAAGAGUUUAAUAGAAUUAUACAAUAAUUACUUUUACUUUGUAUCAAUAGACGAGUAUGGGUUAAUUACUUAUUAAUAUUUAACAACGAGCCAAAACUGUUGUAAUAGCACAAUGUAAUCAAAACCAUAGAGACUCUUACAGAAAUUAGAAAAUAAGAUAAGUAGAUACUAUUAUAGGAUUUAACAAGGUUAUAAUACUGAUGUGUAGCCGUUCAUCAAAACCAUUAAAUCGUCAACAGAGACAUUCUAAUUGUCAAAACAAAUAACGAGAGCUGAAAUAACCCAAAAGAAAAAAAAAUGUUGAGUAUAAUUCAAUUUCGUUUCGAUUAAGAAGCUAAUGUUUGCUACAUUGCGGUUAAAUUGACAAUAAAAAUUGAGAUGAGGGGAUUUAGGAACGACGCGAUCAAUUAUCGAAUCCGGUAGACCUAUAUCGUUUGAAUUUAAUUUCUUAUUAAAAUUUAUAAGAUUUUAUUUCGAUUAUAGAAAAACUGGAUAAAUUUAGAACAAUAAAAGUUUCAUUAUUAUCGAAUUGUUCAAUUUUUUUAUUUUACCAGAAAUUUUGCUCCGAAUUUUGGAGCGAAACAUCUUUUCUGAAAGGAAUUUUGUCUAUGGGAUGCCUUGGAAAGUUUUCUUUAAGAUUCCGGAGCGUAUCAAGGAUCUGUUGGUUUUAUUAUGAUAUGUUUCUCUUUCUGACUGUAAACAACUUUUCUACCAGAAAUAUUGCUCCGAAGUAUCAAGUGUAACACUUUUUCUGAAAGAAAAUUUUCUUUUGUUGGUGUAUAGGGGAGACCAUUUUUUGAUUUUCCAAGAGGCUUUCGAAAUAAUUGGGAAGAAAAACCCAAAGAAAAUUUUAGGUAAAACGCUAAAUAUUUAUGCGAAUUUAGUAAUACAGCGCUACCAUUUUCAUUGUUUUUACUAUGACUACACGAUGUUUUGUACCAGAAAUAUUGCUCCAAACAAAAAAUAACAAAAUAUAAAUUAUAUUCCUUUUAAUAUAUAGCCAGGGCCAAAUCUAGGAAGACAAACCUGGCACUUGCUCCGGAAUUCCUGGUCAAGGCACACCAAAUUACCAAAUAAUAAGUGCAUGGAUAUAUUAACAGUUUUUAUUCAUUCACAAAUUUUUUUGAGAUCAAACAAAAAUUAUUUAAUUUUUUUCUAGUUCCAUCCAAAGAUGGGAUAUUUUAAUGAACAAGCUUCAUUUAUCUUUAAAGGGUUACAAAGUUACAGUACUAUAAGGUGGUCUUCAAAAUAGAAAACAGUCAGAGUAUUAAAUUUAUAAUUAUCUGAUUUUAUUAAAACAUUUGAUUUAUUAAAUCAAAAAAUGCUGAUUCGAUAAUAAAAACUUGUUAAAAGCAAUAAAUAAAUUUCCAUUUAUAUUAAAUAUAACAAAAAUUAAUAAUAUAUUAAAUUCUUAGUGUGAUCGAGUAAACAUAAUAUUGCAGCGUUCAAAAAGUUGUUCACAGAAAAAAAGAAGGCCGUAAUAUAUUUUAACUAGUUCCUACAUUUUUAUGUUUUCUCUUUUUUCUUUUCGGUUUUUCAAAUUUGUUGAGAAAAAUCCUGAAAAUCUAAAUAUUACCUCCCUAAAGUACCACACCAAUUUCCUUUCAGAAAAAGUGUUACAUUUAGAAUUCCGAGCAAGUCUUCUGGUAGAAAAGUUGCGAACAUCUAAACAAAAAAAAAAAAAAUAAAUAAACAUCUUUGUAAAACCAUUAGCUUCUUUACUUCACUCAAAAUCUAAAAUAACGAUUGAUAUGACUGUUGCAAAUUUACGUAGCUUAAUAUAAUUAUUUGAAAAAUUUAAGGAAGGUGUAAUUGAUAAAUUAUUUAUUGAAGCAGAAAGAAAAGCUGAAAUGUUAGGUAUUGUAAAAAAGUUUCAAACCUGUAAACUUUCCAAGAAAAAGAAGAUAGCCGGUGAGCUUGUUAAAAAUAACAUAAAAACUGUUUGUGAAAAACAAAAAUUCAACAUUUUAAUCAAAUCUGCUAUGGAUAAUAUUUUAUCGAGAGAUCGUUUUGAGCCAGUGCAAAAUAUUUUAUCUACAUUUUAAUUUUAUAUGGUAAAAUGCUAUUUAAAAUACCAUCUUAUAAAAUCUAAAAAACAUUAAAUUGAUUUAUGUCAAAGUAUGAAACAGACUUAAAUAAAAUAAAAUUUAUUAUGAAAUUAAAAUUUUUAAACAACAUAUUUUUGUACUAGAUGACUCACUACGAUAUGGACAUUAUUUUAAUAUCCUUAAAUGAUCUCCUUAAAGUACUACUCCAGUCGGAUUUUUUUUUCAGAAAAAAUGUUGUACUUGUAAAUCAGAGUAAGAUAUUAAGGAGAAAUGUUGUUAAAAAAUAUAGAUAAAAAAUAAAAUAAAAAAACAAACGAUAGAAAAUCAAUACAUUCCUCGUUCCACUUAUAAUCUAAAAAGGUUGCCAAUUUCAUACUUCGUCAUGGAUAAAAAAAUAUUAUAUCCGGCUCGGCAUAUAGCCAUUAAAAGUUAUAAACCAUAAAUCAUUAAUUGGUAUAAAAAAAAGUUUUCAUAACAAUCGGGAAAACCAAAAAUGACAAAAAAUAAGAUUUUUUUAUAUUACGGCGCAAAGAUUUCAUUAUUUAAAAUUUGGAUGGCUUUUGCCUUCUAUAAACAUAAACCAUAAAUAUUGCUCCAAUUGAAAAUAAAUAAGAGACCUUUUUUGUUGGAUUUUUACCUAAUUAGUGAGUAAAAAAGAUGUUUUUUGAUUUUCUUUGCAGUUUUUUUAAUAAUUAAGUUGAUUUUGUUCUAUUGUGAUUCGGUUAAAAAUAAUCGUAGAUAAUUUUCUAGACGGGGUGAAAUUUCCAAAACAUUUAGGGGUAUAAUAUGAGCUAUUUAUAGUAAUUUGACAUUUUCAAUAAUUUUUUAGUUUUUAUUUGGCUGUAUGUGGAUAAAAUUGUCGUGGUCGAUCAGGUAUUUUUGAAAAUUUAACACAAGAUUCACUUAAGUUUUAUUUUUUUUUUUUAAAACCAUUUAAAAUUCUAAUGUUGACAAAAUGAAAAGAAAUCAUGGUAUUUCAAAACAUGCUCGACUGAACUUCACUGAUUUAGUUAGUACAUUGAGAAGAUCAUAUUCUGAUUUUUCAAGAAGUAAUUAGAAUGUUGAAAAAAAUGGGGGAAAAAAUUACAAAUUUACGACACUAAAAGUUUUAUUAUAUUCGUUUUUUUUACAGUUAUCUUGCUCCGAAUUUCAAGAAUAGUAUUUUUUUUCUGAAAGUAAUUGUUUUCUAGUUAGGUAGGUUAGUACUUAUUAAGGUUGUAGAUAAAAUUGUUUUGUCCAAGCAUCUUUCUUUUUUAAUUAGAUUAUUGUAGAGAAAAAAAUAUAUAUCAAAUCCUUCGAGUAGAAAAUGAAUGGACAAACAUCUUGCUUUGUGUGCCUUAUAUUUAUUUAUAACUAUAGAACGAUUAGUAACGAUUUAAUAAUUUUGAAUUUUUUAAUAUUGAUGCAUUAUAUGCAAGUAUAACUUAUAUGACUUAUUGGUUACAAGAUUAUAAUAAUUUUAUGAUAUUUAGUAUAUUAUAGCCAAUGCUUUGAAAACUUAUUAUAUGUAUCGCUUUUUUUUUUAUAUAUAGAUGAAGAUUACUUAGAAUUUGAAAAAUAGUUACUUACUUUAAUCAUUACGGUAAAUUUAGAUUCGUUCGUUGCAGUUUUGUGAAUAGAAUAAUUUACACAAAAAUAACAACUAUAGACUAUCUGUUUCAGUAGAUUCAGUUUAGACUUAAAGAAAUUCGUACAAUAAUUUGUAAAAAAGCAAUACUUUAUGCUUGUAUGUAAAGUUAUUUUCAUUACAGCCAAAAUCAAAAUUAACCUGUUUAUCCUGUUUAUCCAGUUUAACCUGUUCUACUUCUCUAGGAAAUUUAUUGUUCCACUAGAAUCGUUUUUUGUUUGCAAUGGUUUAUCGUUUUUUUUUUUCAGUAUACAAAUUAAAUAAUUUUAUAUUCUACAAAUGCCUUCUAAAUUUCUUACAUACUCUGCAGUAGGCCUACUGGACUACCCACUGUGGGAAUUACAUCCGGUUUUAUUUUUAAAACAUACAGAUUUGUGAUGUUUUUUUAUUAUUUGAAGAGUAUUUCGGGACGGUCCUAGAUUGAAGAGUGCACGGUAAAUAAUAUUAAUUUUGGAUAUUGAUAUUGAUACCACGUGCCCUACGUCGCUAAAACAUUAAAAGGUUAACACGUGCUGUUAGUUAUUACACAUAAAGAAUAAUGAUAAUUAUAUUAAUAUAUAAUAAUAAUAUUAAUAUUAUUAUUACUGUGCCUUUAUUGAUAUUAAUAUUUAUUCGUAUACGUCAUUACCAUAAAUAUUUUUACACUAAUUAUUAAAUUGCGCGUUUCAAAAUUAUAUGUCUAUCUUUGUUUCUUUCAUACGGUUCAAGUAUAAUAUAUAUAUACCUACCUAGGUAUGUAUUUUUAAGACAGACCCUGAAAAGUAUAGCGUAUCGUCAAUAAAUUAGUAAAACACGUGCUCGAUAUACUAGGAAAAUGCGCGUACGUAAUACUAUACAUUGUGUUUCACAGCGUUCGUAUCUAAUCAGUGAACCUAAUCGCAAUUUAUACUAACGCGUACAUUUCUGUGCAAUACCAAAUAAUUUUUGGUUAGGUAGGUAAAUAGGUAUUUUAAUUUUUGGAAAUUAUACUCGAGAAAUAGUAAAUACAAGUUUCUCUUGUACCCGUUGUUAUUUCACGCUGAAAAACUACAAAAGCAAUCAAAAUUCGAUAAAAACGAUGAUAAGUAGAUAAUAAUUAUAUGCGAUAGGUACCUAGUUGUAGAAUUGUACAUUUUAAAUUUUAACAUUACUUGUAAUGUGUCUUCGUUAAGGAUUGACAAAAUAUACAAAUAUUUUUAAAUUUGAUGGUAAAUUUAUAUUAUUUAUAUGUUUAACUUCUACGUUUUAUAUUCAGAGCGUAGCGAGGGAUCUAUUAGUUUUAUUAUGAUGCUCUGUUUUUUUUUUUUUUAUAUACGUAAACAACUUUCCUACUGAAAAUAUUACUUAGAUUGCUUAGAUGUAUGGAGUGUAGUACCUUUUUUUAAAUGAAAUUUUGUCUAUUGGUGCUAGUUGAGGAGGUUAUUUUUAGAUUCUGAGUGGAGCGAAGAAGCUUAUGAUUUUACAAUGAUUUUUUUUUUGUUCUGUGGACUUUUCUACCAGAGAUUUUACUCGGAAUUCUUAGUGUACCACCUUAUUAGGGAGGUCAUUUUUUGAUUUCCUUAGAAGUUUUCCUAAUAAAUGUAAAAAACCGAGAUAAAACAUGGGAAAACCGGGAAAACGUAGCAAAACUGGAAAAAUCGGUACAACAUUAAAUAAAUAUUAUUAAAGGAAAUGUAUAAAGCCUAUUUAAUUAUUUUACUAUAAUAUGACAUAUUUAUUGAUGACAAAGCAUCACUGUCGACUGAACUUCGCUCAGAAUCGUUUUUUCGUAAGUAAUGGUUUAUCGUUGCUUAGUAUGUAUACCUGAUACAUUAAAUUAUCUAUUAUAGUAGAUGCACCCGUCUCCAUUGUCCUAGAGCAUAUUUUUAAUUUUCCAAGGGGGUUUCGAAACAAUUAGAAAAAACGGGAAAGAAAAUUAUGAGUAAAACGGCAAUUAUUUAAGAUGUGCCUACCUUAGUAUUUUCAUUGUAUUUUUUUUUUCAACUUGAAUUAUAACAAAGAAUUCUUUUUUGGCAUUUAAUGUAUUUUUUAUAAUAGAUUAUUGGGUAAAACAAAAAAAAGAUUUUUUCAAAUUACAGCGUAACAAUUUCAGUAUUUAAAAUGUCAUAAACAUUUUACUUGUUUUCUACCAUAAAUAUUGUUCCGAUAAAAAAGUUAGUGAUUUUUUGAUUUUCCAAGUAAUUUUUAUAAUAAUUAGGAAAAACGUAAAAUGAAAUCUGACAAAUAUACGGAGUUACGAUUUUGAUCGAGUUGAAAUUUUAACAGGAAACUUAUAUUUGUUUUUUCUAGACGUAGUAAAAUAUCGUUGAGUUAUUCAGACAUUUUAAUUUUAUGGGUUUUGACGUAAUUUUUAUUUUUACUUUGCGAAUAAAAUUGUUAGACCUAACCGAAAUACUUUAACAUUGAUUAGGAGAUUCACUUAGUUGUGAAAAAAAACGUAAAGAUCGUAAAGAUCAAAGUAAUAUUUCUGAUAGAAAAUUUUUUUACUGAGAAAUAAAUAAAAUAAAAACAUCAGAAUCUAAAAACGACAAAUCAUUUUUAAACAUACAGCUCAUUCUCAGUCAAUCAUAAUUUUUAAUUGCACACCGCGACACUUAAUUGUUGGACAUUAAUAGAAAAAACGGUCUCUUCUCGGAAAUAUACCUAAAGUUACUCAAGGCUGAUAUUUAUUUGAUUUCGCCACUAUUAACGUUUCAGUGAACAUCAUAAUCUAUUUUAAUAGGUAAUAAUAAUUACAUUUUCUUGCAGAAUCUAAAGCCAAUAUAAAUUGAAAAUCUGUAGUUAUUCGAUAAUUAUAAUAUUAUUAAGCUUUUUUUACUAAGGUCAUUAACUUUAAAUUAUCAGGUUUGAACCGACCGAUAUCUAGGUUAAGUUUAGUGAAACUCAAAGCGUUGGGCCUGAAGACUCGGAUAAAAUUGGAAAUAUCAAUUUGGAAGAAUAUGUCUAAUAUAGAGGUAGACGGAAAGAGAUCGUGUUUACAGCUUUUGAUGGCUUUCGUAGAGCUGUUGAGCUAUGAAGAAAAGAGAUUUACUUGACGUGCCUUCUGAGAUUGUUUGUGAUUUUAUCAAAAAAAAAAAAUAAUAAUAAUAAUAAAGCUCACACGUAGGAAAAUAUCGUAAAAAAACCGAUAGGGAAUAUAUUGUCUAGACUCUAGAUAAUAUAUUCCCUAUACACAAUAUAUACAAUAUAUACAAGAGGGAGUGAGAAUAAAGAGAGAAAUAGAAAUAUCGCUGUGAGUAUACAAGAUUGGAUGUCAACUUAUAAUGUAUUAGCUACUUUAUUAUUAUACUACAAAUACAGUAGUGUUACUAAAAGUGUGUCAUAAGGUCAUUUUAUAAGAUUUAUAAGCAACACCGCUGUGACCAUUGACCCCGUCUGAUUAGUCAAUUAUAAUUAAACGUCACCGCAAACCUAUCGCACCGGUUCGUAUAGUUUACUGUUGUUUUUAUUUCAUACCUACCUUUCGUUUUUAUUAUUGUUUUUAAAUGCAAAUAAUUUAUUACACCUAGCAGCAGAGAUAUUAUUUUUGUGGUCUUUUUAAUCUCAAUGCCGGUCGUCACAACGUUCUUCCUUGUUAUGGCGUUUUUUUUAUAAUUACUUGACAAAAAUCUAUACUACCUACCUGUGUGUACCUACCGAGAUACUACAUUUGGUCUUGACACAAAAACGCCUAAAACACGAACUGUCGUAGGUAUUAAGUAAGAUCUAUCUAUUAAUAAUUGUAUGCAAUAUAAAUUUAUAAAAUCGUAUUAUUAGGUAUAUACUCGUAAAAGUUAAGUAACUAAGUAAGUAUCUGCAUACCUAACUUACUUGCAGCUCAUUGCCUACAGAUAGUUUUUAUAAUUAUUAUAAUGUUCUAUUUCAGUAAACAAUCAAAAUGCGUAUAUGACUAAUAAAUUUACAUAUUUGAUUUGUUAUUAUAUUAGUAGUCUUUAUAGAUUUAUCGACUAAUUAUUAGUGUAUAUCUACGUCAUUUAACAUAAAAGUUGUUAUUCUUUUUUCCUAAAUUAAUACUGAAACAAAAAUAAUGAAAUGUCAACUUUACAGCAUUUAUCCAUUAUAAUAAAAUCACCGAAUAAGAAUUAUAGGACUGGAAACGAAUGAUAGGACGGGCGUGGGGUACUUUUCACAAAAAUCAACUGGGGAUACGGAGCGCAUGAGUUAUUUUUUCCUUUAUGAGCCCCAGCAUUUUAUGUUUUUAGAAAUAGACACCUUGUCGGUGAAGUAUUUAGUUCUGAAAAAAUCCCUUUAAUAUGACGUUGGGGCUCAUAAAAAAAAUGAUUCCUCGUACCUCACAUUAUACAUUUGUUUUUCUGGUCACGUUAUCAUGUGUUCGUUUACAGUCCUAUAUAUCUUAGUCCUCCGUGAAUAAUGCGUUUUGUAUUGAUCUGUUUUCUAAAUUAUCUGAUUUCAGAAAGUCGGAUAUGUUAGUGUGGGAGUUCGCGUCAUCGUCGAUCAUUUUCGAUUGACCCUAAUCGUUCGUCUUUCAAACCCACACCAUCGUUUCUGUAGACCAGAUGUCGGUGGUCGUUAGUAAAAUAUAAAACAACUGAACGAAAAAAUAAUCAACAGCAAUAUACGUGAUAAAAACAAAAAAAAACAAACAAACAAAAAUAGAUUCACAAGAUGACGUACGACACGAGCGGGAAAAAGUGCGAGAAAUCCGCGUCCGGACAGCAGCAAGACGAGAACCACGAAACGUGGCGCGCCAUGGGCAUAAUGUCCAAGGCCAAAUUCAUGUUAAAACACUGUACGGUGGAGCCCAUGUUGGGUUGUUACAUCGUGUCCAGCGUCCUGGCGUCGUUGGCCACGCAGAACUUGAAUCUACAGAAAGCGUGCCGGGUGAACUUGAGGCUGGAUAAUGCAACGUGUUCGGCGCUGGAGAGCCGCUCCACCGACAAUUACACUAAGGAGGAUGAGGUGGUUGUCCAGGAGCUAGUGGCCGAUAUGAUCAUAUGGAAAACUAUCGUUCAGAGCAGCAUACCGUCCGUGCUCAUCAUAUUUAUCGGAUCGUGGAGCGACCGUAACCAUAAGCGCAAGCCAUGCAUGCUGAUACCGAUCAUCGGCGAGUUCCUCACCAGCAUCGGUCUGUUGUUCUGUACUUAUUAUUUUUACGAUUUGCCUAUGGAAGUGGCUGGGCUGGUCGAGUCCGUGCCACCAGCCAUGACUGGCGGAUGGAUGACCAUGUUCAUGGCCGUGUUCAGUUACGUCGGCGAUGUUACAACGGUAAAUAUAAAUUAGGUAACCACCACGUGGUUAUCAUCAAUAUCCCAGUAUUUUGCCGUUUUUCUGAAGGGUCUCUGGCAGUUUUGUAGUUUUUUUUUUCUAGUAAGAUCUUAUAUAGUAAGACAGGUAGGUAGUAAAAAUUAUAUUAUUAUUUUUUUUUAACCGGAAUGUAUACAAUUUUAAUUUUCCCUGUAAAUAUUAAAUGUCAAAUAUUCAUUAAAUAUGACUACUAUACUUUUAAGCUUAAGAAUUAAGAUGGACGUGAGUUGAAGGAUACUAGCUAAUACUUAAACCUCAUAUAUACACAUAUCUGACGGAAAAAAAACCUUUCAAAUGUUUCUGUAGAAAAUAAGACUUUGUUUUGAUUUACAGGUCAAAAUGCGAACUCUACGAAUCGGCAUUGUGAACGUGUUCUGCUCGGUCGGUGUCCCGAUAGGAACUGCAUUGUCCGGCGUACUAUUCCGGGAACUCGGAUUUUAUGGCGUUUACACGAUAGCCACAGUGUUAUAUAUAUUCGCUUUCAUGUACGGGAUGGUUUUCAUCAAGGAAACUAAACCGGAGAUACCCAUCGAGAGCAAAGAAUUGCCGAAGGACACGUCAUGUUUGGAUUUUUUAAAGGACUUUUUCAGCCUAAGCCACAUUAAGGAAGCUGUUAGGGUAACAUUCAAAGAAGGACAGCACAACAGACGGCUAAGAAUUAUUUCUCUAAUGGUCGUUGUCAUUGUCGUAAUGGGCCCUCUACACGGUUCGUAAAUUGCAAAGAAAAACUUUUUCUGUUUUUUAUUAUCAAUCUGGCCUUUUUGACAUUUGUCAAUAAAAUGAAUUUUAAGUUAUUCGAAUCAAUAUUAAAUUUUAUUUUAGCAUUUGGAAAAAUGUAUAAUUAGGGUUCAGAUUUAAAGGAAAUAUAAACAAUAAAAAAAAAAUUUUUAAAUGUGAAAAAAGGCAAAUAAAAAAUGGACGCACGAAGGGUAGGCCACUGUUAUAGGUAAGGAGUUUGAAGAGAAGGAUAUAGACGAGAAUUUAAUCUAAAUACGCAACGAUAAACCAUUACUAACGAAAAAAUGAUUCCGAGUUAAAUUCGGUUAACAGGUACAUGUUUUGAAAGGCUGUCAUAUUUUAAAUGUUCAUCAAGAUUUGAUAUUAAAAAAGAACUUCAUAAAACUUAAUUUUGAUUUUUACCAUAAAAUAUGACAUUUGCAUUUUAUGCAUUUCUGUUUAGUUUAAAAAUUAUAUCCACAGAGUUGGUACCUACCGAAUAAAAAUUAUGUAAAAACUCUCAAAAUGGCUCAAAUGUUUUAAAAAUUUCACCUCAUCUAGAAAAAUCAAACUUAUAGUUUUCUGUCAAAGUUUCAAGUCUACGAAUAUUUUUUAUUGAAUUAAAUUUAAAUAAUAAAAUAAAUGUUUCCGUAAAUUUUCCUGUUUUUUCUCGAUUAUUACGAAAACCAAUUAGGAAAUCAAAAAUGACCUGUUCAAAGUACCAAUUAGAUAAAAUUUCCUAUUAGAAAAGGUACUACACUUGAUACACAGGAGUAAGACGUCUAGUAGAAAAGUUGUUCUCUGUGAAAAAUAAAAAAAUAAAUAAAUUAACACUAUUGUAAAAUCAACACAUUCCUCGCUACACUCUGAAUUUAAAAGCAUUUAAUUUAUUUAAAGAAGCAGUUAACAAAUUAACAAAACAAUUUAAUAGAUUUCGGUCAAUUUAAUUACUUUGCAUUUAAAAAAUGUACUACCACAUACUUAGACAAAUAUUGUCUUCUGAAAAAGGUUGAAGGUUAGGUUGUUAUUAUUAUGUUAAUAUUUUUGUACAUAGAGAACGAUAUUUCUACGUCCACCGAAGUUAUUCAUGCAUAAAUAAUUAUAUAUACAUUAUAUACAUCGUAUUUCAUGCGUAAAUAAUAAUAUAUACAUUAAAAUUACUAUUUUUAAAUCAUCAUUACUUUUUGUUUCUCCAGUUAAUAUUUGGUCUGUAUUUUCCUAUUCUUUGUUUUUCGAUGUUAUUUUGCUGAAUUUAUUCAUAAUAUCUACACUUUUCAACAAUAAUACACCUAAAACAGGAACAGCAUUUUUUAAUAUUACAUAAAUGUAAAAACAUAGAGGUUACAAAAGGUAGACAAAGGUACAACAAAGGUAGAAACUAAAAGGUAGAAAUUAUUUUUUACCUCUUUUAGCCACUCUUACACAUUUAGAAUCUUUUUCAAAUUCUUCAAUUGUAGAUUUCAGUUCAUUGAAAUGUGUACAAUAGUAUUUUACAGCAUUAAUCUAUGUACCCCAACAUGUAGUUAUUGGUCUUGGCAGAUAUGGAAAUCCUGGAUACUUUUUUUUCAGAAUAUAAAUAAUAUGGAUAAUAAAACCUAGUAAAACUAAUUUUAAACAUAAAAUCAAAAACACGUCAUCUUCACAAGCUCUUAUUGAUUUGUACCGUUAAAUUAUAUAAAACUAUUAGAUAAAUUGAUAGCUUUAUUCAUUAAACAUAAACCAAUUUAAAAAAACAAAAAAAAAAAUAUUUAGGUCAAAAAAUGCAUUUAUAGGUCAGGAAAGAGGUACAAAAUUCAAUUAUAUUUACACGUUAUGUUUGAAAUUAAAUAAAACACAUAUUUAUAUAAGAAUUAUAUAUUUUUAUUAUUAUCUAAAAAAAAAAAAAAUGAGCAUUUAUCUUUGAAUCCGAACCAUAUCCAUAUAAUAUCCAUGAUUAAUAUUGUUUUCUAUGUGAUAUUUUACUUGAAGAAGGCAUUAUUUUAAUCAGUACCUAUCUGAUAUGUCCGUGUUUUUUUUUUUUUUUGACAAUUUAUUUGAUUUUCGCAUUGUUUGAAUAAUUUGUUCAUUAUACAAAAAAUAAAAUUAUUAAAAUAUUAAUCUAACUGAAAUUUGUGUAAUUAUCUGGAGGUUAUUUUAAAGUCGUAGGUAUAUUUGCACAAUAAUGAUAUAAUAAUAUAAUUGUUGUAUGGUCGGUCUCUAUACCUAUAGUGAAUCGAAAAUUCCGUGGCGGGAGAAAGUGAGGAAACAAUGACGACAAACAGAAUUAAACAUUUACUAACAUAUAUAAUUAUUAUUUUAAUCACGAUGACCUUAGACUUCAUAUAUAUAUAUAUAUAAUAUUAUUAUUACUAUUACUAUAUUUAAAAUGACAACAAUAAAAUUUUUUUUUAUUAUUAUUAUUCUUUGACAAUAUUAUAUUCUAACGAAUCAAAAACCUUUUUGAAUGUUAAAAUACAGAUACAGGGUGUCGCACAAAGACUUAACCUUGCGUUGGCAUUUAAUAAUGAUGUAAACAAUGUUAAUAGCCUUUUUGGAAAAUUGUAUAAAAAAAUGAUUUUCAAAAAUGACGUAAUCCAAAUAAUUCUUAUAAAAUAUUCGUUUUUUUCUUCAGGCCCUUCGCCGCGACUAUUACUUUACUUCAUCUGUCUGUAUCAGUUGUUUAUUCUCAACAAGUUUAGGUCUUUGAGUACUAUGUUUAAUGCCUAUUCAGCCCCUAGUGGUCUUUGGGUUCCAUUUUAUUACUUCUAGGAAUUCGGAUUAAGUGUUCUUAUACCUAUCGGCGUAUGUCUAGCUCAUCCUUUUGCUUUUCUAUAUUGCCACUAUAUAUCUUCUUCUCCCUAGAUAUAUUUUAGAUCUUGGUUUUUCCUUCUAUCAUAUGCAUUAUGUUUUAGUAUUCUGAUGUUCCUUUGGUACGAAUAUUUGACGAAGGACUUUUUCCGCAGGAUUUACCAAACAUUGUACUUCUGAAUAAUAUUAUACGUGAAGAUUUCGUAGCUUGAAGUUAUUAUUAAUGUUCAAUUUCAGGCGAAAUGUCAGUGAUGUAUCUAUUUACACGUGUAAGAUUCAACUGGAACGAAGUAAAUUACAGUAUGUUCUCUACGUACUCUAUGAUCACAAAUCUUGUAGGUUCGUAAAAAUAUACGUAUCGGAGAAAGCGCUUUUCCGGGUCUAAUAUUAUAGUAAACUAUAAAUACUAUUGUAUUGAUAAUAUGCAUUUUACAGGUACGAUGUUUUCAGUCGGCGUUUUUAGUCACAUGUUACAAAUUGAUGAUGCCUUAAUCGGAGUGAUGUCAUGUAUGAGUAAAAUACUAGCCGGAUUCGUUUACGCGUUCGCUACCACCGAUUUUGUGUUUUACUUGGGUCAGUAUUUUCGUAUAUUAUAGUUAGUUUGCAGGGAUAUUAAAAAAACAAAAAUACGGACAUCCUUCGCACGUAGGUGCAGCUCCUUUUGUAGGUGGGAAGUUGGGAAGGUAGGAUACAGACGGGAAUUUAAUGUAUAUAUGUAAGCAACGAUAAACCAUUGCUAACCAUUGCAAACGAAAAAACGAUUUUGAGAGGAGUCCAGUUAAAAGUUUUGCUUUGUCAGCAAUAUAUACAUAUUAUGCCAUAUAAUGGUAAAAUUAUUAUCACAUUUAGCGUUUCCAUGACAACAAUGAUUACUUAAAAAAUAUUUAAAAUAACAAAAACUUAAUAAUAACAAAUAAUAAAUAAAAAAAGGUUGCCAAUUAUAACCUAAUUUUUAAUCUUUCAAUUUUUUUUUAACCUAAAGAACCAGGUUUUUCUCAUUAUCUCGAAAUUAAUUAGAAUUAUUUCAAAAAAUGACUACUCUAAAGUAUCACCCAGUGGACAUUUCUUUUCAGAAAAGAUACUAUACUUGGAAAUCGGAAUAAGGUUUUUUGACAGAAAAAGUGUUCACAUAAAAAAAAAACAAAAACUAUAUUUCCGUAGUGAUUUUUUUACUAUUUCGAUGGUAAUGAUGAUGUUUUUUUAUAGAUAUGAUAGAUAUGCUGCACACAAUAUAACAGUGAAUUUUUAUCCUACAUGUGUAAUUUUAAUUAAACAAUAAUUGGAAAACCAAACUAAAAUGUUUUCUAAUUACCUAAUAUUAAAAAAAAAACAAAAUAAAAUAGUAAAAUAAAAAUUAUAUUUACUCGUAUACUCUUACAGCACCACUUGUGGACAUAGUAAACGGCACAUCGUUUAUUGCUAUGAGAUCGAUUAUUUCCAAACUUGUCCCCCCAGACGAAUUAGGUAACUACGCAGUUUUUUCUUUCUAUAAAUUGUGUUGUUUUUAUCAGGCAGUUGUUAAAAUCAUGUUUCAGGCAAAGUUAAUUCUCUGUUCGGCGUUUGUGAAGCGUUGGUACCACUGAUUUAUGGGCCAAUGUACAGCGCCGUGUACAAGGCAACACUAAAAACGGUCCCAGGAGCGUUCUUCUUACUCGGAGGUGCGUUAACUGCACCCGCGGCUCUCAUAUUUCUGUAAGUUUUAUAGGACCGAUAAUAUGUAUAAUUAUGUUUUUGACUAAAAUAAUAAAAAUAAUUAUUGAUUAAAUGUUUAACAGAUGGAUGUACAGAGAACAUAAAAAAGAAGAGCGGGAAAAACAAGCAGCCGCGGCGAGGGACGAAGAAAAAAAGAAAUCGGGCGCAUUAGAAAAGAAGAUCAGCAGUUUGGACUUUAGAUUGUCGACACACGAUUUCGAUUUGAAAACCAUAUUGGAUAGAAGGACACAAACGCACAGGGGUUCGGGACACUUUUCGAGUCUAGGAUUAGACAACAUGGCAUUUCAAAUGGAAGAGGGAUCCGCGAGCAAAGGCAAAUAA
Cinara cedri is the source of this 41745-nucleotide messenger RNA. The record is from the annotation of a GenBank genome assembly. NCBI's taxonomy places the organism in Eukaryota, Metazoa, Arthropoda, Insecta, Hemiptera, Aphididae.